CGGUCAUUUGGGCCUUCACUUCUAUCUUCGAAGAUUAUUUUAUCGUUUUUUAAUUAAUGUGCGUUAAUCUGCAGUUGAAUAGUAGUUGAAUCCCUUAAAAUGACGUCCAUUAUCAAGCUGCACACGAUAUCCGGGGCGAUGGACGAGUCUCCGCCGUGCUACAUCCUCCAGAUAGACGACGUGCGAAUUCUGUUGGACUGCGGAUGGGAUGAAAAGUUCGACGCCAACUUUAUCAAAGAGCUAAAAAGGCAGGUGCAUACCCUGGAUGCCGUGCUCCUGUCCCACCCGGAUGCGUAUCACCUGGGCGCCUUGCCUUACCUGGUGGGCAAACUGGGUCUUAACUGCCCGAUAUACGCCACAAUUCCCGUGUUCAAGAUGGGACAAAUGUUCAUGUAUGACCUGUACAUGUCGCACUUCAACAUGGGCGACUUUGAUCUCUUCUCGCUGGACGACGUGGACACGGCCUUCGAGAAGAUCACGCAACUGAAGUAUAACCAAACGGUUUCACUGAAGGGCAAGGGCUAUGGCAUAUCCAUAACUCCCUUAAACGCUGGCCACAUGAUCGGCGGCACGAUCUGGAAGAUAGUAAAGGUGGGCGAGGAGGACAUCGUCUAUGCCACUGAUUUUAACCACAAAAAGGAACGCCACCUGAGCGGGUGUGAGCUGGACAGGCUGCAGAGGCCCUCGCUCCUCAUUACCGACGCUUACAAUGCACAAUACCAGCAGGCCAGGAGACGUGCCCGCGAUGAAAAGCUGAUGACCAACAUCCUGCAGACGGUGCGAAAUAAUGGCAAUGUCCUCAUAGCUGUGGACACCGCUGGACGCGUUCUAGAGCUGGCCCACAUGCUGGACCAACUGUGGAAGAACAAGGAGUCCGGCCUGAUGGCCUACUCCCUGGCCCUCCUAAACAAUGUCAGCUACAACGUGAUCGAGUUCGCCAAGUCGCAGAUCGAGUGGAUGAGCGACAAGUUAACGAAGGCCUUCGAGGGUGCCCGAAACAAUCCCUUCCAGUUCAAGCACAUCCAGCUGUGUCACUCCCUGGCGGACGUCUACAAACUUCCUGCCGGACCCAAAGUUGUGCUCGCCAGCACGCCGGACCUGGAGAGCGGAUUCACCAGAGACCUUUUUGUGCAGUGGGCCAGCAAUGCCAACAAUAGCAUUAUUCUUACCACACGUACUUCGCCGGGAACUCUGGCUAUGGAACUGGUAGAGAACUGCUCGCCUGGCAAGCAAAUUGAGCUGGACAUCCGACGAAGAGUUGAGCUGGAAGGCGCCGAGCUAGAUGAAUACCUACGCACGCAGGGCGAAAAACUAAAUCCCCUCAUUGUGAAGCCUGAUGUGGAGGAGGAAAGCAGCUCCGAGUCCGAGGAUGACAUUGAAAUGAGUGUUAUAACGGGCAAGCACGACAUUGUGGUCAGGCCAGAGGGUCGUCACCAUUCCGGCUUCUUCAAGUCCAACAAGCGCCAUCAUGUUAUGUUUCCCUAUCACGAGGAAAAGAUCAAGUACGACGAGUACGGAGAGAUCAUCAACCUCGACGACUACCGCAUCGCCGACACGGGCGGGUACGACUUCGUGCCCAUGGAGGAGCAGAACAAGGAGAACGUGAAGAAGGAGGAACCGGGCAUGGGAGCUGAUCAUCAGGCCAAUGGAGCCGUCGCAGACACCGACGUCCAGCUGCUAGAGAAGCCCACCAAGCUGAUAAAUCAGCGCAAAACCAUCGAAGUGAAUGCCCAGAUCCAGCGAAUCGAUUUCGAGGGUCGCUCGGACGGUGAGUCCAUGCUGAAGAUCCUCUCCCAGUUGCGACCGAGACGGGUGAUUGUCAUCCACGGCACUGCGGAGGGCACCCAGGUGGUGGCCAAGCAUUGUGAGCAGAAUGUCGGCGCCCGCGUCUUCACGCCGCAGAAGGGCGAGAUCAUCGACGUGACCACCGAGAUCCACAUUUACCAGGUGCGCCUCACCGAGGGUCUCGUCUCCCAGCUACAGUUUCAAAAGGGCAAAGACGCGGAGGUGGCCUGGGUGGAUGGCCGCCUGGGAAUGCGUCUCAAGGCCAUCGACGCUCCCAUGGAUGUCACAGUUGAGCAGGACGUGCAAGAGGGCAAGACAUUGACCCUGGAAACGCUAGCGGAAGACGAGAUCCCCGUCCACAAUUCGGUGCUGAUCAACGAGCUAAAGCUCUCCGACUUCAAGCAGAUUCUCAUGCGCAACAACAUCAACUCGGAGUUCUCCGGCGGCGUCCUUUGGUGCAGCAAUGGAACUUUGGCCUUGCGGCGUGUGGAUGCCGGCAAGGUGGCCAUGGAGGGCUGUCUGUCGGAGGAGUACUAUAAAAUCAGGGAGUUGCUCUAUGAGCAGUACGCAAUUGUUUAAGAUUAAAGUUUCCUUUAAAAUCUAGA
Drosophila kikkawai is the source of this 2390-nucleotide messenger RNA. RefSeq names its product cleavage and polyadenylation specificity factor subunit 2 (gene Cpsf100). NCBI's taxonomy places the organism in Eukaryota, Metazoa, Arthropoda, Insecta, Diptera, Drosophilidae. The record is from RefSeq and is a predicted model, not a curated record. Gene Ontology annotation, cellular component: mRNA cleavage and polyadenylation specificity factor complex. Gene Ontology annotation, molecular function: RNA binding. Gene Ontology annotation, biological process: mRNA 3'-end processing by stem-loop binding and cleavage.